Messenger RNA from Lobosporangium transversale, 1442 nucleotides. RefSeq lists its product as hypothetical. The transcript is spliced from 4 exons. The record is from RefSeq and is a predicted model, not a curated record. NCBI's taxonomy places the organism in Eukaryota, Fungi, Mortierellomycota, Mortierellomycetes, Mortierellales, Mortierellaceae. Bases 135 to 1283 code for a protein of 382 amino acids.
CAAAAUGUCAAACAAAAAAAAAGAGAUAUAAAAACAAGAGUCGGCCAUGUCCAUUCUCUCUCCGCUUCUCUCUUUCUCACUUGUCUGUCCAUUCUCUUAGUCUCUACUCCCUUCUCGCCAUCUCUCUUCGCACAAUGAACAGCUUCAAGUUGAAUCCUUUAGAGAUCCCCGAAAUUAUUUCGCUUGUCGGUGACUUCCUCCCUCGAAGUGACCUUCCCAAUUGUCUUCGCAUCUCCAAAACAUUUUACAGUGCACUUGUCAACCUCGUUUGGAAUGCACUGGAGAAACACAAGGAGGCCAUUGAGGAGCUUGUUGUUUCGAGCGACCUAGAGUGUUACGAGUCAUUGCGAGGUUGCGACCGCCUUAAGCAUAUCUUCAUCUACGAUAUAACCACUGAUGAAGUCGAUCCAUUCUUUCAACUCUGUAAGAGGCUUCGGUACUUGGAUAUGCAAUACACAACUCUCACUCGGCUUCCCCUCAACUUCUUGGACAACGACGAAGAUACAUUCAUUUUUCCAAAUCUGAGCAUACUAAGCUUUGUACGUGUCAAAAUACCCCAUUGUCUCGGAAUGUGGACUGCGAGGUGUCCCGGCUUAAGAUCAUUGAAAGUUCUCAAUAAAGAUAAUCCAAUCGAUGAUUUCUACAGGACAGCUUUUCUCAAUCAUCCCUAUAAGCCGAAAGCUAUAUCAGAUCUAUGCCUUCCAGAUGUGAGAAUAGAGGACGAGGACAUGGCGGCGAUUCUCAGGCAGUUGACGCAACUAAGGCAACUAAAAGUCCCAGGGUAUAAUUUCGGUGUGCUCUCCUUGCGAGAAUUACUGGCAGAUGAGCAGGAGAUUCUGGAGAAUGGGCACGUACUACGAAUAAAGAGGGUUCAGAGGCUCUGCGACAUAAUUGAGGUACUGAAACUCCGUCUUGGCGACAUGAAAGCCGAUGGAGGAGGUCAAGCAAUCUUGGCUAACUGUCCACGCCUGAGGAUACUGUGUGGAGUUAGGAUCAAAGUGUCAGAAGUUGUCGGUGGAUCAGAAUGGGUUAGUACUGGACUGACCAAACUGCAGGUAGAUUUUGGUGUAGGCGUUGAUAAAGAGAGUGCAGAAGGCUUGGAGAAGCAACGGAUUGUGUUUAAGCAACUAGGCAGGUUGACUCGUCUUCGGAAGCUUAAUUUGACAUAUUCGCGGCAUGGCAAGCCUCAGACAUUUGACCUGAGGUUAAGAACAAAUCUGGAUGAACUAGCCAAUCUGCGGAGCUUACGUUUUUUAUCUCUCAAUGGUGAGGCUCAAUGGUGAGGAUCGACAGACGCAAUGGAUUGUAUACAAUUCACUGCUCUAUUGAAUCGUGAUCCCGCUAUAUCCAAGUGAAAGACUUAUUCCGAUGUAAUGAUGUUUAAUAUCGGAUGAUUGACUGAAGAAUUGCCAGUCUGAUUUAUAAGACACGAUUCUUGAACG